Messenger RNA from Geodia barretti, 239 nucleotides. Lineage: Eukaryota; Metazoa; Porifera; Demospongiae; Tetractinellida; Geodiidae. The record is from the annotation of a GenBank genome assembly.
ACAUGCGUUUCAGGCUGAUGCAGGCAAUCGAAUUCGCCUAAUUAGUAGAUACCCAGCACUUUACAGUGCACUAGCUAUAUCCAACAUGUAUGGGACCCACAGUAGUCGUUAGUUCAUGGCUCUGCAUUCUUACCGCACGAGUGUGUAUGCUGGAAGAUCUCAGUGGAUGUUACAAAGGACAGUGGAGAAUCCGUCCCAUCAAAGCUGACCUCGAGUGCUUCCAGUUAGCAACGCAACAU